Messenger RNA from Trichobilharzia szidati, 4074 nucleotides. Lineage: Eukaryota; Metazoa; Platyhelminthes; Trematoda; Strigeidida; Schistosomatidae. The record is from the annotation of a GenBank genome assembly.
AUGGCAGCUGAUGAUUCCCUUCCAGAGAUACUGGAAGUAUUCGAAGAAUGCCAACUUAACCACUUAGCUCAUGAUCGUCUUUGCGUUAAGCUGAAGAAUAUCUAUGAUAACACACGUUUCUCAGUGUUUGCUGAUGACUUCCUUGAGCUUUGUCGAUACAGUUUGGUGUCUGCUGAACGGUCGUUAUAUCGUGAACGGACAAUUGAUUUCAUUACAAAGUUUGCAUUAUUUUGUGGAAAAGAUUCGAAUGAGGAUGGCGUUCUAAAUACAAUACAUAAUCGUAUCUUACUAAGGCUUAUAAUAUUCUGCAUUAAAUACAAUGAAUGUCCAAAUCCUGCUGUACGAUUUCGAUGUAUGCAAAUCAUUCACAAAUUAUUAGAUGGUAUCGGUGAUAACGGAAUAUUACCUGGUGAAAUCUAUACAAAAUUACAAGAUGUAUUACUACGUCGUGUUUAUGAUGUGAAGGUUUCUGUACGUGUUGAAGCUAUUAAAGCUAUAUCACGUAUGCAAGAUCCUAAUGAUGCACAAUGUAGUGUAGUAGAAGCUUUCAUGUGGCUUACUCGACAUGAUCCAACAGCUGAAGUGAGACGUGCUGCUGCAGCCGCAAUGGUGUUGACAACACGAACAUUAGGCCAUCUUCUUGAACGAUGCCGUGAUGUAGCGGAUAAUGUUCGUCGUACUGCAUAUAAAAUACUGGCGGAUCGAAGUAUCAUACGACCUUUAUCAAUUGCCAAGCGUAUACGUAUCCUACAAGACGGUUUAUCAGAUAGAUCAGAGGAUGUUCGUAAAGCCACGAAAGCGCUAAUUUUAUCCUGGUUCAAUGCUUCAAAUAGAGAUCCAAUCCUAUUGUUACAUCGUCUCGAUCCAGAAUGUGAAGCAGAGACAUGUCAAAAAGUGUUAGACAAUUUAUUUGAUAUUCUGUCCUUGGAUGAGUUGCUUAAAGUUGUACAAAAUUGGGCGGCCACCUAUUUAACUUCUGAUCAUGUAUUAAAAUCAGAUUGUCUUACACCAGAUUCAGCAUUCUUCUGGCGAGCACUAAUUCAGUUUAUACUGGUACAUCAUGAAAACGAGGAAGUCGAUGAUCAGAAUCCUGUUGAACAGAUAGCUGAAUUAAUACAACCGUCAGUUUGUAUUUAUGUUGAUUUUGCCAAGAAUAUUGUUGACAAGUUUUUACAAUCUGCAGCUGAUCAGCAGAAAGAUGUCAAGGUGUUUGAUGAAGAAUGUAUUGUAGAACAAAUCUUAAUUAUUGGAGGUUUACUUGACAUCAGUGAAGAAUAUGGCCGACGACGUCUUCUCUCAGUGGUUCAUGAUUGGAUAACAAGUCAACAGGUUUCUGCAAAUUUAGCCCCACAAUUGCUGAAAUUAUAUGCCAUCUUAGAACCGAAUGUGCGACGUCGUGUAAACAAUGUCAUCGAGAUGAUCAGUGAAUUGUGUGAACCAACGGAACCAGACGAGCCGUUACCCGCACCACCAGUAACAACUUCCGAUGGCGCAACAAUUAAUGAAGAUUGUGUAUCAAAUGAAGAAAACGAACCCCGUGCAAUUCAAACGGCUGUAUCAAAGAAAAAGGAGAUUAAUAUACGUUUGAAGAUCGCUAGUCUUGAAGUUCGUAUGAAUGAAAUCAAUGAAUCCUUGCAUAAUUGUGUUACACGGAAAGAAUUUGAACGUGCUACUGAACUGCGUGAUGAGUGUAAAAGAUUAGAGGCGGAACGAUCACAGUUGUUACAUGAAUUACAUGGAACUGUCCUUCCUGCUGUGACAGAGAACACUACCCCGUCAGAUGGUGAACAGAAAGUAUCUGUUACUACUAAUAGGUAUGAUAAUUCCGGUACCAGUGUGAAACGUGAUGUCGAUGGCAAUAGUGUUGGCAAUGGGAGUAAAAAUUAUAUGCAGAAAGAAGAGGAAGUGGAGGACGACGAAGCAGAAGAAGAUGCUGAACCUGAAGAUGACGAUCCAAUCAAGCGUUGUUCCCCAGUUGUUUUACACAAAGCAAAUAGAUUGGCUGCUUUACUUAUUCAGCAAUCACCUACACUAUGGACUCUACCUGCUUCAUUACGUUCAUUAUUAGAUACACUGAUAUUACCGAGUAUUCAGCAUACGGAAUCUAGUGUUCGUAAUCAAGCAAUCCUCGCUCUAGGCUUAUGCUGUACAAUGGAUUUACCCUUAGCAAUGCAGUAUAUACAUGUUUUCUAUUCAGCUAUGCGUGUAGAUAAUGUGACGAUAAGUGAAACAGCCUUGGGCUGUAUUAUUGAUUGUUUACUGUUAUAUGGAUUUCGUCCAUUUCAUGAUGCCAAUAUUAAUUUGAAUGCACGUUUAGCCUCAACAGACACAAUUAUUCUUGAUGACGAUGAUGAAGAUGACAGUGUAGUCUCUUCACAUGAUUACGUUGUAUUAGCGCGACAAACGUGCGGAGAUUCAGUGGUAUCUGGGAAUCAGUCUCAUGCUUCACAGAGUAAACUGGUUCGGUGUAAUGAAAUGUCCAGGACAGCUUAUCGUCUGUUGAAGCCAAUUACUUCAAUUUUAGAAAAAGAAGAUUGUGCAGAAUUACGUUCACCUUGUGCCCUUGGUCUAGCUAAGCUCUUGAUCUAUGAUCGUAUUAUAUCAAGUCAAAUACUCAGUCUGUUAAUACUACUCUGGUUCAACCCACUUAGUGCUGAGACACCGAAACUUCGUCGUGGCUUAGGCUAUUUCUUCUCUGACUAUGUCUGCGCUCAUGGAGGGAAUCGAUCAGGGGCUUUAGAGCACCAGUUAGCUAUCGCUGAUGCUGUCCUUCCCACACUGACUACAUUGAUUCGUGCACCAGCAUCAUCAACAUUGUCGGAAGUGGAUCCAUACGCUGUCGCCUGUCUACUGGCUCGAUUAACUGAUACCACUCAUUUGUUGAAAGCUCAUACAGAAAAAGAUAAACCUGACAUCUCUACGGUCUUGUCUGGUACAAAAGAGAAAGAUGAUGAAGAUCGAGAAGGCGAAGAACAAGAAGGUGGUGAUGAUGAACAGUUGAAUGCCAAUGAAUCAAAGCCGGUAUCACUUGUUUCAGAGGAUGAGAAAAUUAAUAAUCCAUAUCAUGAUCGUUUGGUUUCAGUACUAGCUGCUGAAAUAUUGAAAGCUCCACAAUCCGCUGAAGCAAAACUAUACCUACGUAUGCUUUCUCAAUUACGUCCAUCAUCGGAUAAUGUGGAGGCGCAUAGAAAAUUAUUGAAACUUAUCGACUCGAUGUCAAAGUUUGCUGACAGAUCAUUAAAUCUUAUGCUACGUCGUUUUCGUAAACAACUUGUCGAGAAAAUGCAACGUCUUGGCAUUGAUCCCACGGCGCAGUCGAAUAAAACAAUUGAUACUACAGACAGUAGUAAUUUUGAUGUUGUUGACAGGCAGUUAAAUCAUUCUCUGAAUAAUAGUAAUAAUAAUAAUGGCAAUGAUGAGAAUGUGGAGUCUGAGGAAGAAAGUCAGCAACAUCAGCCAACAUUACUUGCUUCUGCAAGGGUUAACUUUCAUGUGUUGGAUUCAACUGAACCUAAAAUAGAUAGACAGCAUAAUGCAACGAUGGUAUUUGGACAGCUAAAUAGAACUCUGGCAGCGAAUAUUACUACAACUUCAUUUUUAGAUAAAUCACAUAAUAUCCUUGCCUUCUCUUCGUCAGAUGAUGAUACCGCCUCUGAUAUCAUACCUGUCCGAAGAUCUAACGUUCGUGUUUCACUAGCUAAAAAUAAUCAGUCAACAAAAACGCCCUCUCGUCAGCAGAAGUCUACAACUGCUACCUCAAGAAAGUCUAAAGUUGUACCUUCUAAAUCAUCUUCACAUUCAGCAGCAUCAUCAUCGUCAUCAACUAAUCGUAGAAAAGUUGUCGUAGAAAUUUCUGACGAUGAGAAUGACAAUGUGAAUGAGAGUUCUGACAGCACUAUUGAAAAUCAUCCAAUAAUAACACGUGAUCGUAAAAAGGUACGAAAAUCCACACGUGUCCUGGAAACACCUUCACCAGUGUCAGUACGAUCGACCAGAAGUAGUAGUGCUAGUAAUUGUAGUAUUACACGAAGAUCCUUGCGUUCUUCUGUGUUAAGGUCAUGUAAAAGGCCAUAA